This is a messenger RNA of Peniophora sp. CBMAI 1063, 1989 nucleotides long. Lineage: Eukaryota; Fungi; Basidiomycota; Agaricomycetes; Russulales; Peniophoraceae. The record is from the annotation of a GenBank genome assembly.
AUGUUCCCCAUAACCUGCAACGCGAUCGGCGAUAUCAUUGCCGUCGUCCAGCUUAUUCGCGACAUUGUUGUGGCGCUAGACGAUGCACGCGGCGCUGCUGAAGAGUACAAGCAGUUCGUGCACGUCCUGACGGCACUCGGCGCGGUGAUGGAAGCUGUCUACAAGCUCGCCCGGGACUCUCCAGACGAUGCUCUCAAGUCUGUCGUACUUGAAGAGGUCAGACGAUGCUGCAACGACAUCAAUAACGCACACAACAGCAUCGCGAAGUUCGACAGGCUCGAGGGCGAGACUUCCGUCCGCACAUCUCGCGCAGGCACAUUGUUCACCAAGCUCCAUUGGCACUUCCUCAAGGCCUCGGAUGCGACGAAGUACGCGAAGCGCUUCAGCGAGAGCCACCAGCGACUCAAUACGUAUAUCGGGCUACUUAGCCAUCAAUCGACCUCACUACUUCUGGAGGAUCAGCGCUAUCACCUAUCGGUCGUGCACAGCCAGAGUCUCGCAGCGCGCAGAUCCGCCGACAGGAUUGAAGCCGUGGCUCUCUCUGCCCUCCAACAGGUCUCGUCGAUAUCGCGCCGACAAGUUACUGAGGAGACUCUUUCCCGCCCGUACUUUGCCGUGCCGCACGAUCGACGAGUCGCAUCACGCGUCCAACGUGUUACCGACAUGAUCUUCGACUCCCUCGCUCCUGACACUCCGCAGGAUCAACGGGAUCGGUUCUUAUCUUUGCUUGCGCCGUUCCUCGUCGCAGGUGCUGCAUUCGUGGUCCACAACAAUGUCAACUUAGAAUGGCAGGCUACGGGUCUCUGGUCGGCUAUCUGUGCGCUCGUCGUUCAGGUUCUUUGGCUUCAAUCACACACGCCUAUGCACCCGGGAUACGGUCUCGAGAACGGCAUACUCCUGAUUGGCUUACUAGGAGAGGAGAUUACCGUACCGAGCCACUUCUGUUCCUCGUACAAGUACUUUCAAGGGUUUUUGAACCUCUUCUACUCAGAGAUACCAGACGCAUCAGAAUAUGUCUCUAGCAAGUGUUAUGAGCUGUUCAAGGCCGGAACGUCGUGGCUCAUCUCAGCAGAUAAUUGGGAGGCUUGGUUGAGGGAACCCGGUAACCGCGCGGAGAUGGGCUUACUGUGCAUAGAGGAUCCUGAGGACGACGCCGACGAUGAUGAUGAUGAUGAAGAUGGGUAUUGUCCUUACUGUGGCUGCGUGUGCAGCACUCGCUCAACAUCGUGUGAGCUAUUCUGUGCCGGUUGCUUUCCGAGGUUUCGACAGACCUUAGUAGAGCUCGACUUUGUCAGAUUAGCUGGUGCUAUCACGGCAGCCGACAUUACAGAAAGACAUCGCGGCACAGAUGUGGACUUAGCUCUUUCUCAGAUGGACGUGCCAGUAACUGCAAUGACAACAAUAGCCCAAUACUUCGACAAUGACUAUGACGUAGCAGCCAUGGCGUUCGCACGCAAAUGUCACCGCGUCCAUGUCAUCGAGUCGCGAUUUAUCGAUUACAACCCGGAGCAUAUACUAUUGGCGUCGCAGCAGGUCGUGGACACCCUGAUCUCCGACCAGGACAAAUUCUCGAGGUCAACCCUCGUUUACGAACUACUCCGAGCGCGCAUCCAGUCUACCAGUGAAUGGAAUGACGACGGUCCUGAAUAUGGGGAAUUUUUGCGCGUGGAGAUGUUGGUGUACAAUGCCGCGUUAACAGACCUCGCACACAGCAUUGCACUGAUCGGCAACACUCAUGGCAGUACAGUGUUCGACCACCCGAUGACAAUCAUGCAGCAGUUACUCACACAGAUGACUUCGGCACUAAAUGCAUUCCUCGAGCGACCGUCGGAAGAAGGCAUGCGCCAAUGGAGGGAUAUAAUGAAGGGCUACUCGGGGGAGUAUCUAUCAUUCGAAGAGCGGAAAGUGUUUCGCGAACUCGUCGAAUAUCAUGCAUUCAUCAGUGAGAACUUCAGGGCUGUUUUUGGCUUUUCGGGACGAUCGCCCUAG